GCAGAAGCUGUAAGCAUGAACGUGCCAUCGCAGAUCGCCUUCUUUUUCCUUUGUCUCCUGGUGCUGUCCGGAGCCUCAUGUCCGGAGGAGGAGGACUUGUACCCUUGCGAAUGUGAGGAAGAGGAAGACGGAGUGGUUCUCAAUUGCUUCGGGGAUGCCAUCACACCAGCGGACGUCCAGAGGGCUCUCGAUCUGAUGCGAGGGGUGCGCAUGGAGGCUGUGGAACUGUAUGAUAUCCCCGAUAUGGGAACACUGAGGGGAGACCUAUUUGAAGGUCAAAACAUUCGCAAAUUAGAGAUCAACCACUGCGACGUGGAAGCAUUGACGGACGGAGGAAAACCGGCCUUUUCUGGACUGGAAAACAGCCUGGAGGAACUAGAAAUCAUUUCCAGUCUGGAAAGUGCAUCCUCGCUGCAAUUGAGCCAUUUACGGAGGCUUACAGAAUUAGACUUGUCCUACAACCAACUGGACGAAUUGAAAGCAAAUUGUUUCCCCUCUUCCUUAGAGUACUUGAUUGUUUCUAACAAUGGAAUCAAGAACUUAGAUGAUCGCGUGUUUGCUAAUCUAGACAAUUUGCGCACCCUAUGGUUGGAUGGAAACGUGCUUAAGACAUACGAACGGGCCUGGUUGCCUGAAACCCUUAAUGAGUUGCAUGAUCUAGAGCUCGACAAUAACCAUCUGACUAGUCUACCUCAAGAUGCCUUCUCAAACAUGCCUUCACUCAGGACUGUGUCUCUUCGGACGAAUGGUAUUAGAACAAUGGAACAAGGAACUUGGGAAGGAGUGUUUCAGCAAUUGAGUAUAAUCUCCAUGGAAGGAAACCCAUUGGUGUGUGACUCUGACAUGAAAUGGAUGAAGCAAACAGACAUUCAGUUAGACAUUCUUUGGGGUACGUGCCAUGAGCCCGAAGACCUGGCCGGGGUGGAUAUCAGUGAUUGGCUAGACAAUCUUCAAGAAUGAAGGAACUGGACUUGAACGAGAACAGUACUUGUACCAGUAUAAUCCAACAUUGUGUAAUUGUUUUUCUAAUAAAGACAUGUUUUCUGACUGUC
Uloborus diversus is the source of this 1052-nucleotide messenger RNA. RefSeq names its product protein artichoke-like. NCBI's taxonomy places the organism in Eukaryota, Metazoa, Arthropoda, Arachnida, Araneae, Uloboridae. The record is from RefSeq and is a predicted model, not a curated record. The coding region runs from base 16 to 960 and encodes 314 amino acids. The transcript has 6 exons. Gene Ontology annotation, molecular function: protein binding.